AUGGAAAAUCUUGCUGGACCAUCGUUUCCCCGUUCCUCAUUGCGAUUUCAAGUCGUCCUGCACCUGGACAAUUGGCUGACUCCCGCUUUAGCUGCGGUUGUGCUAUUUCUGCUAUUGGUGAAGCCUUACUUCCAUCGCUAUCCACCAGGCAUUGCGUUGGGUGAAUUUCUUCUGAUGCUGCUACAUCCGCCGGUGCAAGCGCUUCGAAGUUGGUUUGGGACAGCUGGGAACAAGCAAGAGCGUGCUGCUUUCAUGGCAGUUUUUUUGGCCUUAAGCGUAUGGACUGUGCUGGUGGUUGGCUAUUUCUUCCUCUUGCAGACCUGCGCCAUCUACUUAGAAAGCAUUUUGGCUGGUGGCGCGCUGAUUCUGGCCAUCUUGGAAAUUCUGGAGGGUGGUUUGGCCGGCAGUUUGUUUUGCGAUGGUUUCUGGGAGUUUGGCAUGGUCUUCAUCGGCUUUGUGGCUUCAGCAAGCAGCGUGGCCCUUCUGGUGAAUUUGUGGCCGGAAAAUGCCCUGCUCUUCGGGUGA
Molecule: messenger RNA, 525 nt
Organism: Cladocopium goreaui
Lineage: Eukaryota; Dinophyceae; Suessiales; Symbiodiniaceae
Source: the annotation of a GenBank genome assembly